Cavia porcellus (domestic guinea pig) is the source of this 1642-nucleotide messenger RNA. RefSeq names its product G protein-coupled receptor 84 (gene Gpr84). The record is from RefSeq and is a predicted model, not a curated record. The transcript is spliced from 3 exons. NCBI's taxonomy places the organism in Eukaryota, Metazoa, Chordata, Mammalia, Rodentia, Caviidae. Gene Ontology annotation, molecular function: urotensin II receptor activity. Gene Ontology annotation, biological process: neuropeptide signaling pathway. The coding region runs from base 240 to 1430 and encodes 396 amino acids. Gene Ontology annotation, cellular component: plasma membrane.
ACUGUCUCCAUGUCUCAAGAGUUUUCAGCAGUGAUCUUAUAGGUGUCUUGCCACACACAGAAGGGAAGGAAGCAGCAUGGGUCUUGGGAAGGAAAAAGUCUUUUAGUUAGUGCAACAGGAGACAUGAGAGCAGACUACAUCCCACUUAACGUCCGACUGCCUACCAGAAAGGAUUGCUGUUAGGUGAGUCAGACUUCUCCCACUGGGGAGAAACUGAAGACAGAGACUAAGUCUCCACCAUGCAGAACACCUCAGACACCACCUUUUCCUGCUACGACAAGUCUAUACUGAGCUACCGAUACAUUGCUGUCAGCUGGGGGGUGGUGGUGGCUGUGACAGGCACAGUGGGCAAUGUGCUCACCCUGCUGGCCUUGGCCAUCCAGCCCAAGCUCCGGACCCGCUUCAACCUGCUCAUCGCCAACCUCACACUGGCGGAUCUGCUCUACUGCACCUGCCUCCAGCCCUUCUCCGUGGACACCUACCUCCACCUGCACUGGCGCAGUGGCGCCACCUUCUGCAGGAUAUUUGGACUUCUCCUUUUUGCUUCCAACUCUGUCUCCAUCCUCACCCUCUGCCUCAUUGCACUGGGACGCUACCUCCUCAUUGCCCAUCCUAAGCUCUUUCCCCAAGUUUUCAGUGCCAAGGGGAUAGUGCUGGCGCUGGUGAGCACCUGGGUCAUAGGUGUGGCCAGCUUUGCCCCCCUCUGGCCCGUUUAUGUCUUGGUACCUGUAGUCUGCACCUGCAGCUUUGACCGCUUGAAAGGCCGGCCUUAUACCACCAUCCUCAUGGUCAUCUACUUUGUGCUGGGGCUCAGCAGUGUAGGCGUUUUCUAUUGCCUCAUCCAUCGCCAGGUGAAGCGAGCAGCAAAAGCACUAGACCAGUAUAAGCUUCGACAGGCGAGCAUCCACUCCAAAGAAGUGGUGGGGAUAGAUGAGGCCAUAUCUGGUCAUUUUAAGGAGCUGGACAGCAGGAUGACACAAAAAGGGCCCAGUGAUGGGAUUUCGUCUGAGCCAGCCAGUGCUGCUACCACUCAGACCCUAGAAGAGGAUUUAUCAGAAGUGAGAGACCAGGCCAAGGACAACGUACCUAAACAUCUGGAAGAGAAAAUCCCUCCAGAAGAAUCUGCCAAGUCCCAGCUGACUAAAGGAGCCCAAAGAGCUCAGGACUCUUCAUCAGAGUUUACGAAGGUGACCCGAAUGUGUUUUGCUGUGUUCCUCUGUUUUGCCCUAAGCUAUAUGCCCUUCCUGUUGCUCAAUAUUCUGGAUGCCAAGGUCCGAGCUCCCCGGGUUGUUCACAUGGUUGCUGCCAACCUCACCUGGCUCAAUAGUUGCAUCAAUCCUGUGCUUUAUGCAGCCAUGAACCGCCAGUUCCGCCAAGCUUACAGAUCCAUCUUAAAGCGAGGACCCCAGAGUUUCCGCAGGCUUCGGUAGGACUGUGUCCCAUCACUGGAAUCUAGGACUGUCUUCUCCAGAAUCAAAGUGGCCACUGAAAUGACAAUCUAUAAAGUGAGGCCUGUGGACAUUUUCACAGACACACCCUCUCCAUCCUCCAAAUGAAGUUUCUCCAUCUUCUGAUCAGUAUUCAACCCUAGCUUACUCAAGAAGUACUGUCAAUUUUUAAUAAAUUAAUUUCAUGCUUUUAA